Molecule: messenger RNA, 2396 nt
Organism: Lactuca virosa
Lineage: Eukaryota; Viridiplantae; Streptophyta; Magnoliopsida; Asterales; Asteraceae
Source: the annotation of a GenBank genome assembly
CAUGCACAAGCACUACAGCCCUAGCCACUUUGCACUUCAAUUGCGAAAUAUAAAAUCCGCAGAAUCUCUACAGUUGCAGCAGUCGUCCUCUAUGUAAGAAAAAGACACCAAACACAUAAGCCUCCAUCUCCGUCCAAUGUUCUGACUAUCAAUGGAAACCCUAGCUAUCUCCCACCGCCUUCUCCCGCCCUCUAUCCACCGUUCCUCCAUUAACCCUCGUCUUUCCUCCCUCCCUCCCUCCAUCGCUCUUUCCAGCGCCACCUCUCGUUCCUUCACUCUCAGAUGCUCUGCUCGAUCUCCAACUGCAUCAGUCGACCAUUCAGUGAAAUUCAAGGAAGCUGCAAAGGAUGGGAAUCUGAUUCCAUUAUACAGGUCAAUAUUUUCCGAUCAUCUGACUCCAGUUCUGGCUUACAGGUGUCUGGUCAAAGAAGAUGAUCGUGAUGCACCAAGUUUCUUAUUCGAAUCUGUUGAACCAGGCUUAAAAGCUUCCAAUGUUGGGAGGUACAGUGUGAUUGGAGCUCAGCCUACAAUGGAAAUUGUGGCAAAAGAGAAUAUGGUUACAGUUAUGGACCACCAUGAAGGGAGGAAAACAGAGGAGUUUGUUGAGGAUCCCAUGGUUGUUCCUAGGAGGAUAAUGGAACAAUGGAAACCUCAAAGAAUUGAUGAGCUCCCUGAUGCCUUUUGUGGUGGGUGGGUUGGUUAUUUCUCUUAUGACACAGUGCGAUAUGUAGAGAAGAAAAAAAUCCCAUUUUCAAAUGCACCAGAGGAUGACAGGAACCUUCCGGAUGUUCAUCUUGGCCUUUAUGAUGAUGUCAUUGUGUUUGACCAUGUUGAAAAGAAAGCGUAUGUUAUACAUUGGGUGCGAUUGGAUCAAUAUUCUUCUGUAGAUGAAGCUUUUAAAGAUGGAACAGACCGAUUGGAGGCUUUAGUGUCUAGAGUUCAUGAUAUUGUUCCACCAAGACUUUCUCCAGGGUCAAUUAAGCUGUAUACCAACCUAUUUGGGCCUUCUUUGAAAAACUCAAACAUGACAAGUGAAGCAUACAAGGAAGCAGUUUUACAGGCUAAAGAACAUAUUUUGGCUGGGGAUAUAUUUCAGAUUGUGUUAAGUCAACGUUUUGAAAGGCGUACUUUUGCAGAUCCAUUUGAAAUUUACAGGGCACUCAGAAUCGUGAACCCCAGUCCAUAUAUGACUUACUUACAGGCUAGAGGGUGUAUCCUUGUUGCUUCAAGUCCUGAAAUUCUUACCCGUGUCAAGAAGAGAAAAGUUACAAAUAGACCCCUUGCUGGGACGAUCAGGAGAGGGAAGACACCCAAAGAAGACUACAUGUUGGAAAAUCAACUUCUUCACGAUGAAAAACAAUGUGCAGAGCACAUCAUGCUUGUUGAUCUAGGAAGAAACGAUGUUGGCAAGGUUUCAAAAGCGGGUUCUGUUAAAGUAGAGAAGCUGAUGAACGUGGAACGAUAUUCUCAUGUGAUGCAUAUAAGCUCGACAGUGAGCGGAGAGCUUCUUGAUGAGUUGAGCAGUUGGGAUGCUCUUCGUGCUGCAUUACCUGUUGGAACAGUCAGUGGUGCCCCUAAGGUGAAAGCGAUGGAACUGAUUGAUCGGUUGGAGGUGAAUAGGCGUGGGCCAUAUAGUGGUGGGUUUGGAGGGAUCUCAUUCACAGGAGACAUGGACAUUGCUCUGGCAUUGAGAACGAUUGUGUUCCCUACAGCAGCACGUUAUGAUACAAUGUAUUCGUAUAGGGAUGUGAAUAAGAGGCGGGAUUGGGUGGCUCAUCUUCAGGCGGGGGCGGGUAUAGUGGCGGAUAGUGAUCCUGGUGAUGAGCAGAGGGAAUGUGAGAACAAGGCUGCGGGUCUUGCACGUGCUAUUGAUCUUGCUGAGUCAUCAUUUGUUGACAAAUGACAUGAGACCGGUUUGAGAGUCCAGUCUUUCAGGAGUAAAAGCCAUUUUCAAGCUUUUUGGCAUUCAUGGUUUUAGCUCAUGAGUAUUGAGUCAUGACAUAGCAUAACAGCUAAAUGCUCCUCAUUUUUCAUCUUUUUACCAAUUUAAUCUAUGCAACUGAUAGAAACUAGACUAAAUUACAUAAAUCGUCCCUACGGUUUCAUCUGCUUUGCGAUUUUUGUCCCUAAAAGAAUGUUAAACUUUGUUUUGUUGCGUAUUUGUCGACAUGUAUUAUUACUAACUUAAAUAAGAAAAAUCUGGGUCACAUCUGCCCUUAUCCCUUCUCUCCAUUACCUUCAACCAGUCGUACCCACCAUCAGUGAUCUCCACCCGCGUAGCCAUGUGUAUACCCUAGGUUCUCUUGUAGUUGUGAUGGAUUUGUAAACACAAAAUCUUCUUCUAGUUUCUUUCUUUUAAUCAUUUUCAUCCAUAGGAUUAUGCAAUUGAUGAUUGC